Molecule: messenger RNA, 4761 nt
Organism: Cherax quadricarinatus
Lineage: Eukaryota; Metazoa; Arthropoda; Malacostraca; Decapoda; Parastacidae
Source: RefSeq, a predicted model, not a curated record
AUGGGACCUGUAAUAGAUGGUAUGGGACCUGUAAUAGAUGGUAUGGGACCUGUAAUAGAUGGUAUGGGACCUGUAAUAAUAGAUGGUAUGGGACCUGUAAUAGAUGGUAUGGGACCUGUAACAGAUGGUAUGGGACCUGUAAUAAUAGAUGGUAUGGGGCCUGUAAUAGAUGGUAUGGGACCUGUAAUAAUAGAUGGUAUGGGACCUGUAAUAGAUGUAUGGGACCUAGUGUUUUCCUACUUGGAUGUUGUUUCGUUGUGUCGGUGCGCACAAGUGUCUCACUACUGGCAUGUGCUGGCCCUCGAUGGCUCAAAUUGGCAACGCAUUGAUCUCUUCAACUUUCAGACAGAUAUUGAGGGACGAGUGGUUGAGAAUAUCGGGCGCAGAUGCGGUGGCUUCCUGAAACAGUUGUCUCUACGAGGCUGCCAGAGCGUCAACGAUGCUGCCCUUGUUACCUUUGCCGAAAUGUGCAACAAUAUUGAAGAACUUAAUCUUAACUAUUGCAAGAAUAUUACAGACAAAACGUGUACAGCACUCAGCAGACACUGUCCACGGCUGGUGAGGUUAGACCUAGACUCUUGUGCACAGAUUGGCGACAUCUCCCUCAAGGCUCUCAGUGACGGCUGUCCGCACCUUGAGUGGAUCAACGUCUCCUGGUGCGACAACAUUACACAGAAUGGAGUGGAUGCGUUGGCUCACGGUUGCCCUAAGUUGAAAGGUUUUGUGGGGAAGGGGUUGAAAGCCCUCACAGAUCCUGCUCUCAUAUCUCUUGCACAGUACUGUAAAGAUCUGGAACACAUCAACCUACAUGGUUGCUCAGCAAUCAGUGACAGAGGUGUGGUAGCGCUGGCAGAGAACUGUUUGAUGAUCCGUUACCUGUGUUUGAGUAAUUGCAUGCACUUGACAGACACCAGCUUACUGGUGGUGUCUCAACACUGUGCCCACCUAGAAACUCUGGAAGUAGCUGCCUGUUCACAGUUUACCGACAACGGGUUCCAAGCUUUGGCUCGGACGUGUCACAUGUUGGAGAAGAUCGACCUUGAGGACUGCGUGCUGAUCACUGAUGCCACCCUGAAUCACCUGGCCUCAGGAUGUCCUCGAUUAGAAAAACUCAGCUUAUCUCAUUGUGAACUGAUAACGGAUGAAGGGAUCCGCCACCUGGGAGUGUCAGCAUGCUCGACGGAGCACCUAGCUGUGCUGGAGUUAGACAACUGUCCGCUCAUUACCGAUGCUUCCCUAGACCACUUGCUCUCCUGCCAUAACCUACAACGCAUCGAACUUUAUGACUGCCAGCUUAUUACCCGAGCAGGAAUUAAGAGACUCAAGAGCCACUUGCCGAAUAUCAAGGUACAUGCGUACUUUGCACCGCAGACUCCCCAGCCUGCAGAGGGCAGGUCGAGGCAACGAUAUUGUCGGUGCUGUGUCAUUCUUUGAGGUUUUAAGAGUCAAAAUCCUCCAGAUGUUUUCUCUGGGGUUGGGGACAACCAAGGUUACCCUGGGUUCUUGAAGGAUGAGUUGCGAAUAUUUUCAUUGUGAAAGGAAUUAUCCAUAGGUCACGGUGACCAUUUUCUUCCGGCCCUUAGUAUGGUCUCCUUGCCCAUCUGUUGUCUUAUUAACAGUACAGUGGAAGGUAGGCUGUAUUCCAUAGGCAUUCAUUCAUUGGUUUCAAUGACCUUAAAGUAUCAUAACUGUGAGGUAUGGGUGGCACUGAGAAACAGCUGCAUGUCUACUGUUGUAUUCCAGUGGGUGGCACUGAGAAACAGCUGCAUGUCUACUGUUGCACUCCAGUGGGUGACACUUGAGAAACAGCUGCAUAUCUACUGUUGUGCUACAGUGGGUGACACUGAGAAACAGCUGUAUGUCUGCUGUUGUGCUCUGAUGCACAACAUACUGAGAAACAGCUGUGAAUCUACCAUUGUCAUCCUGUGUGUGACACUAAAUAACAACUGAAUCUGUUGUUGUCAUCCUUUGAGUGACAGGCUGAGAAACAGCUGUGCAUCAGCUGUUGUGAUCCUGAAGUCACCGAGUCAAAAACACACGUGUUAGUCAUAGAAACUGCAGGAUAGAUAAAUGAUAGAUAAGAACCAUUUGCCAUUUAUAAUUUGCCAAAACCCCCAUCUCUGACGAGGCAUUGGGUUACCCCACAAGGGCGGCGGGUUUUGCCAAACCUCAGAUAAAACUAGAAAUUACUCGCAGUUUUGUAUGGUGUCGCCCAACGUUCAUUGUGUUUUUCCUGCCAAUCAUAAAACAACAAGUAUAUACGCUUCUCUAGUGACACUCUUCAGCCAGGCUGUGUGUGUAAUUGUGAUGAGAAUGUGCAGUUGUAAGUCCUAGUUAAUUUCCGUAAGACUUGUUUUCUUUAUUACUGGACAUGCAGUAAUGCCAAACUAAAGAGUUAUGUAUUUUGAAAGUUACAUAUCAUAUUUAGCAAAUUAUUUUAUUGUUGAUCCAGUAUUAAGGAAAAAGGCAUUGAUUGUUAACAAAGAGAGUGGCUAAAAAAUAUUUAUUAUUAAAAAAAGUAUUUUCUUGUUGGUAAGUUAUAGUUUUGAUAAUUUCUUCCAUAAAAUAGCAGACGUGAUUCCGAGGCUUGUGAACCAUUGUUUUGAUCGGUGGUAAAGCGCUGGAGGUCCUAACUUAUAUAUGUCACAGAUUAUACAAUUCUGCACUUACAAGCAGAGAACUUGAGAACCAGUUACAAGCUUAACAGUCUCCGAGUCAUAAUAUGAGCAUGUGUGCAACAAAAGUAACCAUUUUACUGUGGCUUUCUUGACAAGAAACUCUUGUAAGGUGAAACAUGUGGAACACAUCUUGUAAGAUGCAACACCUGGAACAUAUCUUGUAAGAUGCAACACCAGGAAUACAUCUUGUAAGAUGCAACACCUGGAACACAUCUUGUAAGAUGCAACACCUGGAACACAUCUUGUAAGAUGCAACACCUGGAACACAUCUUGUAAGAUGCAACACCUGGAACACAUCUUGUAAGAUGCAACACCUGGAACACAUUUCCAAAGAAGAGAGACAGAGAGUUCAUCUCAUUUAUAAGUUAGGAACCUCAUGUAUACUCACUUACGAAAGGUAUAUUAGUUGAUAAGGGAAAACUAGACUUAUGGAGAGUGUACCUAGGACUUAAUUUCUUGUCACAAAGCUGCAAUGUUUUGACAUGAUGAGAGCAAUACUCUCCACUUGGUCCUUAUGCUGUGAACACAGUGUUAUAUAUCUUGAAGAAGCUCACCUUUAUGCCGGGCAGUGACGGUGAAACCUCGAUUUGAUGGGCCAAUAGGGAAGAGAGGGUGAUGCCCAUUGUCUGUUAUAUCUGAAUGAGUUUUUCCAUGAAAGGAAAAAUAAUAGACGAUUCUGGAUUUAAUAGUCAUGCAUUUAAUCCAAAAUCAAAAUUCUGGAUUUAAUAGUUGUUCAUUUAAUCUUGAAUCAAAUUACCCAGUGGACCAUAACGCUCAUGGAUAAUUCUGGAUUUUACGGACUUUGUUGUUUCCGGACUUUGUCCGGUUAACAGGUUUUGUCCAUUAAAUCUGAAAUCUAUUAACCUGAGGUCUGUUAAAUUUAGAUUUUACUGUAAUGCCAGUUUCUCUUUUAUGUUCACUCUGAAACAUGUUCACUCUGAAACAUGUUCACUCUGAAACAUGUUCACUCUGAAACAUGUUCAAUGUGUAUUUUGUUGCCAGUUGUGCAUACCUUAUGUGAAGAAACACACACACACACACACACACACACAGUAUAUACACACAUACGCACAUACACACAUACGCACACACAUACAAACACACAUAUACAUAUGCGACAGUGUCACAAACUCCACUUGUAAGUGUUGCAAACACUAACACCACCUGCCACAAACACUGUAUACAACAGUGUCACAAGCACUAACACAACAAAUGCCACCUGCCACAAACACUGUAACAGUGUCACAGGCACUAACACAAACACCACCUGCCACAAUCACUAACAGUGUCACAAGCACUAACACAAACACCACCUGUCACAAACACUGUAACAGUACCACUAGCACUAACACACACACCACCUGCCACAAACACUGUAACAGUAUCACAAGCACUAACACACACACCACCUGUCACAAACACUAACAGUAUCACUAGCGCUAACACAAACACCACCUGCCACAAACACUGUAACAGUAUCACAAGCACUAACACAAACACUGUAACAAUAUUACUAGCACUAACACAAACACCACCUGCCACAAACACUGUAACAGUAUCACAAGCACUAACACAAACACCACCUGCCACAAACACUGUAACAGUAUUACUAGCACUAACACACACACCACCUGCCACAAACACUGUAACAAUGUCACAAGCACUAACACAAACACCACCUGCCACAAACACUGUAACAGUAUCACAAGCACUAACACAAACACCACCUGCCACAAACACUGUAACAGUGUCACAAGCACUAACACAAACACCACCUGCCACAAACACUGUAACAGUAUUCACAAGCACUAACACACACACCACCUGCCACAAACACUGUAACAAUGUCACAAGCACUAACACACACACCACCUGCCACAAACACUGUAACAGUAUCACAAGCACUAACACACACACCACCUGCCACAAACACUGUAACAGUGUCACAAGCACUAACACACACACACACCACCUGUCACAAACACUGUAACAGUAUCACUAGCACUAACACAAACACCACCUGCCACAAACACUGUAACAGUAUCACAAGCACUAACACACACACACCACCUGUCACAAACAC